AUGCAAAGACAAUAUAUAUUAAUCGGUCUAUUUACCAUUAUUUUCCUAGUUAUACCAUCAUGUGGUAAUGCUUUACCUGACAACGGGCGUGUCCUAAGCGAUGAGGAAUAUGAUGAUACUGAUAAAAGUACGACACCAAUUAUCUUGAGUGCUAACGAUGAUAAUACUACUACUACUGUUAGCACAACAACAACAACAACAACAACUCCACUAACUACAACAACAAGCAAUGUAACUGCUGAUACAACUCCAACAACAACAACAACUUUAGAAACAACUAUAACAGCAAGUACAAUAACUACACCAACAACAACUACAACUAUAACCACAAUAACUACACCAACAACAACUACAACCACAACCACAAUACCUUCUACUACAACAACAUCAUCAACAACAACAACAACAACACAAUCGCCAACAACUGCUGCUCCUCCAGGUCGAAAAUUUGAUGCUCUUUCAUUUAUCGGUGGUAUGAUUCUUGUAAUUGGUCUUGGUGGUUUGAUUUAUCUAGUCGCACGUUAUUUAAGUCGUAGCAAUCGUUUACCAUAUUUAACUCUUUCAAAUUCACGUUAG
Molecule: messenger RNA, 576 nt
Organism: Adineta steineri
Lineage: Eukaryota; Metazoa; Rotifera; Eurotatoria; Adinetida; Adinetidae
Source: the annotation of a GenBank genome assembly